GUCGGGGUGUGAUCGUGAAAGCAGCUUACUGUGCAACUUGCAUGCGACAGGAAUAACGUGCGGGGAUCUUGUCAGGGUCCUUCUCCUCAUUAGUCUCGGCGAGAUCUCGCCUCUCAGUCGGAUUCCACCGGCCACUAAGGCGUCAUCAACAUAUCGCGCCCAUCCAGGGUCAACCUACGUCCCAAGCGUAAGUAGUCUAGGCCGCGGGUUCUCGAACAGCGAGCGGCCUUGAAAUAAAACACCUUCCCGCACCUGCAUCUGAGCUCGCCCUUGGGCUCGAGCCCGGACUUUGCUUCAGCCCAAAGCCUGUGAACCGCCCCCAAUCACCAACCAUGAGCACGCCCAACAAACCGACGGCAAGCAAGCCCGCCGAGGGUGUUCCCUUCUACACCCCUGCCCAGGUCCCCCCCGCUGGCACAGCCCUUGACUUUGACCCUGAGAACCCGUCCAAGACACCUACAAUCUUCCAUCCCCUGACCAUCCGGGGGGUCAAACUUGGCAAUCGGUUUGUGGUUUCGCCCAUGUGUCAGUACAGCGCCGACGAUGGCCAUCUCACAGACUGGCAUCUUGUCCAUCUCGGCUCAUUCGCCGCGCGCGGCGCCGCCCUCACCAUCAUCGAGGCAACCUCGGUGCUUGCCAAUGGUCGGAUAAGCCCCGAGGACUCGGGGCUGUGGAAGGACAGCCAGGUAGCGCCGCUGAAGCGCAUCACCGACUUCAUUCACUCCCAGGGCCACAAGGUCGGCUGCCAGCUGGCCCACGCAGGGCGCAAGGCCAGCACCGUAGCCCCAUGGCAUCGUGGCAAGCCGGGUGAGGGGCAUGUCGCUACUGAGGAGCUCGGCGGGUGGCCUGACAAUGUGUGGGCGCCGAGUCCCGUCUCAUUCGCAGACACAUUUCCACGGGCCAAAGAGAUGACGGCACCGCAGAUCAGCGAGACCAUCGAGGCGUUCGCUGCGGCUUCGGAGAGGGCUGUCCAGGCUGGCUUUGACUUGAUCGAGAUCCAUGGCGCCCACGGAUAUCUUAUCAACCAGUUCAUGUCACCUCUCAGCAACACGCGGACGGACGAGUGGGGAGGCUCCUUUGAGAACCGCAUUAGAUUUCUCGUUGAAAUCAUCAAGGCGAUCCGCGGCGUCAUUCCUGACACCAUGCCUCUCUUCCUCCGGAUCUCCACCACUGAAUGGAUGGAAUGGGAUACCAGGGAUAGUUGGGAUAUCACGCAGAGCAUUGCACUCGCCCACAUGCUCCCCGAGCUCGGGGUUGAUCUCCUAGACUGCAGUUCGGGCGGAAAUAACCACGAGCAAAAGAUCAACCUUAAUCCAUUCUACCAGAUCGACCCAGCCGCCGCGAUACGGCGAAGCCUCAGGGAGGCAGGCAAGACCCUGCUCAUCGGUGCGGUGGGUCUCAUCACGACACCAGAAAUGGCCAAGGAUAUUGUACAACGCGAGUGCUUGUACACGGUUGGUGAGGACCCAGAGAAGGGCGCUAUGGACUCGGUGGCAGUGGCAGAACAGGGCGAGGACAGGUCCAAGGCCGAUGUAGUCAUCAUAGCGAGACAGUUUCUGAGGGAACCAGAGUUCGUCUUGCGGACGGCGCAGCACCUGGGGGUAAAGGUCAAGUGGGCAAACCAGUACGGUCGAGCUGGUUGGCCGGAAAACCAGAAGGUGUAGCUGUGACCAGCCUCCGGCUCCUAGUAUAUUAUGAGAGGGGAGUCCUCGAUGGUAAGCACCACGUCGUACAAAGCACCCAUCCAUUGCAUAAUAAACGAACGUGCUCAGCGUGCACAUGGGGCACGAAACCAUUGCGUGAGGCAAGGCGCCAGCCAAGUGGUCAGGAUACAAUAUCGGCGUCGCAUCGAAUGCAUGAGCUGGGUUUGGCUGGGUAAUACUGGGGACAAUCUGGAGCAUUCAUGGACACCGGUAACUGAGCCCAUA
This is a messenger RNA of Diaporthe batatas, 1928 nucleotides long. RefSeq lists its product as uncharacterized. Gene Ontology annotation, cellular component: intracellular anatomical structure. Lineage: Eukaryota; Fungi; Ascomycota; Sordariomycetes; Diaporthales; Diaporthaceae. The transcript is spliced from 3 exons. Gene Ontology annotation, molecular function: NADP binding; NADPH dehydrogenase activity; FMN binding. The coding region runs from base 333 to 1664 and encodes 443 amino acids. The record is from RefSeq and is a predicted model, not a curated record.